AUGGAAAAUUCAAAAGUGAUUAUGAUGGUGAUUUUGGGAAUGUUAUCAUUGUGGCCAAUGGAGGUUAUGGGAAGUCCAAGGCUUCAUAAGGUGGGAGGAUCCAAAGGUUGGAAUGAAAAAACCAAUUAUACUCAAUGGUCUUCUCAACAACAUGUCUAUGUUGGUGAUUGGUUAAUUUUUGUGUUUGACAAAAGAUACUACAAUGUUUUGGAAGCGAGCAAAACAUCUUAUGAGAAUUGCGUAGACACGAACUUCAUAAAAAAUGUGACACGAGGUGGUCGUGACGUGGUUCAAUUGAUAGAAACAAAAACGUACUAUUUUAUUAGUAGUGGAGGUUAUUGUUUUCAUGGAAUGAAAGUUGUCGUGGACGUUCAAGAACACCAAACACUAGCACCAUCUCCUUCUCUUUCUCUUUCGACUAUGAAAUCGGGUGGGAAUUUUAUUCUAUCAUGCUUUGGGAUUAUUGUUGUUAAUGUGGUUUAUGUGAGUUUGGUUUCAAUGGGGAUUUUGUAA
Messenger RNA from Lathyrus sativus (Indian pea), 513 nucleotides. The record is from the annotation of a GenBank genome assembly. NCBI's taxonomy places the organism in Eukaryota, Viridiplantae, Streptophyta, Magnoliopsida, Fabales, Fabaceae.